AUGUGCGUGUCUACCAAGUGCGAUUUCUGCGAGGACUGCUUUUGGGAUCCGCUGAAUAACUGCACAUACACUUGUGAUAUCACGGAGCCAUGCAUCUGUAAAAAGCCUUCCGUUAUCAUUUUGGAGCCAAUCCCCGGCGAUGGCAGUUUUGAUGUCAGAACAGGGCUCUACUAUGACGAGCAUUUGGAACGGCCGAUCACGGCGGCGGAUGAAAUUGAAAAAGAUGACGAAACCUGGAUCGGUAUCGAGCUAAUCGACAUCCAAAAACCGACUUUAGUCGUGGUUGUCGAGAAGCUUUGGGUCACAGCAACAGAUGACCCGGACCCACCAGAAGGUUCUGUUAUUCUGCUUAGAAAACUGCCAACUGGGUGUGCGAUCCUGCAUCCACUCAUGGACGGCUACCCGAUGCCGAAUCCAUUCGAUAAAGAGAAUCCAGAAGAGCACCCACAUAUGGCAUUCAGAAUCGACUUCAUGGGCAUUUCUGAAGCGUUUGCUAAUAUUCCAGACUUCCGAGGUUUCUUCAUCCACGUUAUAACAAAGGUUUAG
Messenger RNA from Oikopleura dioica, 546 nucleotides. The record is from the annotation of a GenBank genome assembly. NCBI's taxonomy places the organism in Eukaryota, Metazoa, Chordata, Appendicularia, Copelata, Oikopleuridae.